AUGUCAACAGAAAAGCCCCGGUCGUCGACCUCGAUGUCGCCUGACGAUGCCGUCCUUGCACCAGCGGCCCCAGCCGAAGCCGUGGACACGCGACAGCCGGCGCCGUUCGUUCCUCCCGAUGGUGGUACCCGCGCGUGGAUGACUGUGGCCGGCGGUUGGCUCUGCCAGUUUUGCUCCUUUGGCUUCAUCAAUGCUCUCGGUUCAUUCCAAUUUGUCUACGAAAAGGAGAUCCUGCCUAAUGAGUCAUCAUCCAACAUCACCUGGAUUUUGACCAUGCAGUUGUUCUUGAUGUUCUUCCUCUCCCAGCCAGUUGGGAUGGGCGUUGACAUGUUUGGUGUGCGGGCCAUCCUCAUCCCCGCCGCCAUCUUCUCCGUGGGUGGUCUUAUCGCCCUCUCCUUUGCCACCGAAUACUGGCAGAUCUUUCUGGCUCAGUCCUUGUGCUUCGGUCUGGGUGCAGCGGGGACUUUUAUCCCGGGUCUGGUCGCCGCCGGCCAGUACUUCAAGAAGAAAAGGGCUCUCGUCAUGGGUAUUGUUGCGAGCGGCAGUUCGUGCGGUGGUGUCGUCUUCCCCAUCAUGCUUGCCCGCCUCUUCGAUCAGAUCGGCUUCCGUCAGACCUUGCGGUACACAGCCCUCAUGAUUGGAAUCAUGCUUGCCAUCGCCAACCUUCUCGUCACCAGCCCCCUCCAGCCCAAGGGCCUAGCAGGGCGUAAAUCCCUAAUCAGCUUCGCAACUUUCAAGAAGCCAGCCUACCUUCUCUUUGUCUCUGGCAGCUUCCUCUUCUUCUGGGGUCUCUUUGGCCCGUUCGACUACCUGCCGAUCUUUGCGUCCAUGAACCCGAAGACCGAGCAUAUUGCGCUUUACACCGUCGCGAUUCUCAACGCCGCCUCGAUCCCCGGCCGCAUCCUGCCCAACAUGUACUCGGACAAGGUUGGGUCCUCUCUGCGGGUCAUCGCGCUGUGCGCGUUCCUCUCGGCUGUCAUGGUGCUGGCCAUCUGGCUGCCCAUCAACUACCACAACUCGCUCGGCGGGCUCGUUGUUUUCGUAGUCCUGUUCGGCUUCGUGUCGGGCGCCUUCGUGUCGCUCAUGUCGCCCGCACUGAUCGAGGUUGCCGGCGGCCACACGCACGACCUGGGCGUCAUGCUCGGAACAUUCUUUGCCAUUGUCGCCGUCGCCAGUCUGACGGGCCUGCCUGCCCAGGGAGCCAUUGCCGACGGUGGUGACAAUCUCGUGGGGCUGAUCAUCUUCUGCGGCGCCGUCAUGCUGGCCGGGACGGCCCUGGUUGCCUGCGCUGCCUUUGUAUGUGACAGGGAGAAGAAGAGGAAGGCUGCCGAGGCGGAGCAGUAA
This is a messenger RNA of Chaetomium globosum CBS 148.51, 1344 nucleotides long. RefSeq lists its product as uncharacterized. The record is from RefSeq and is a predicted model, not a curated record. Gene Ontology annotation, biological process: transmembrane transport. The transcript is spliced from 3 exons. Lineage: Eukaryota; Fungi; Ascomycota; Sordariomycetes; Sordariales; Chaetomiaceae. Gene Ontology annotation, cellular component: fungal-type vacuole membrane. The coding region runs from base 1 to 1344 and encodes 447 amino acids. Gene Ontology annotation, molecular function: transmembrane transporter activity.